Gadus chalcogrammus (walleye pollock) is the source of this 3369-nucleotide messenger RNA. RefSeq names its product solute carrier family 43 member 1a (gene slc43a1a). The transcript has 15 exons. Bases 293 to 1969 code for a protein of 558 amino acids. Lineage: Eukaryota; Metazoa; Chordata; Actinopteri; Gadiformes; Gadidae. The record is from RefSeq and is a predicted model, not a curated record. Gene Ontology annotation, biological process: neutral amino acid transport; transmembrane transport. Gene Ontology annotation, molecular function: L-amino acid transmembrane transporter activity; neutral L-amino acid transmembrane transporter activity.
GCCGAACAGGGAGGGGAGUCAGUAGUAGACAGGGCACAAAUAAUCCCAAAGAAGUGUAGAGUGAUCGUUACUCCAAAAGAAAGAGUCGCUGGAAGCUGAGACGGGCUCUUGCUGCGCGUCUCAAAACGUGAUCGCUGCUUACGUUUCCUUUUCCCCUAUUUUUUUUUUUUUUAACAUUUAUUAUUUGUACGCAAGUUGUGUUUUAAACGUUUAUCCUAGGCCACUAGGUGACCAAGCAAAGGCUCCCAUAUUUUUUUUGUUUCAAGAGAACGCCCAACUCCCAAAGCUUGCCAUGGGGGCCUCUCUCCUCCAGGCCUACAGGAGGCGCUGGUGGAUGGCCGUGACGGCGGUGAUCGAGAAUCUGCUGUGUUCGGCAGUGCUUCUGGGAUGGGGCUCGCUGCUCAUCAUGCUGAAAAGGGAGGGCUUCUACUCUCACCUGUGCACAGAGAACGAUUCUCUGCCGGUCUCCCUGGGCAAUGACUCGAGCCAGGAGAAGGAGAAGUGGCUGAGCUGCGUGGACCAGGAGGAGAUGCUGAACCUGGGCUUCACCAUCGGCUCCUUCCUGCUCAGCGCCACCACCCUGCCGCUGGGCAUCCUGAUGGACAAGUACGGGCCGCGGCCCAUCCGGCUGGUCGGCAGCUUCUGCUUCGGCCUGUCGUGCGUCAUGAUGUCCGUGUCCGCCUACCACCCGGCAGUGCUCUCGGCGCUCAUCUUCCUGGCACUCUCCUUCAACGGCUUCGGAGGAAUCUGCCUCACCUUCACCUCCCUGACGCUCCCCAACAUGUUCGGCAGCCUGAGCUCCACCAUCAUGUCCCUGAUGAUCGGCUCCUACGCCUCCUCGGCCGUUACCUUCCCCGGAGUCAAGCUCAUCUAUGACGCGGGCGUUUCCUUUAACGUCAUCAUGUGGGUAUGGGCGGGGCUUGCUGCGUUCGUGUUCGGCAACUGCUUCAUCAACUGGCCCAAGGAGGGCUUCCCCACUCCGGACGAGGUGGACUAUAGUAAGAUCCUGGAGGUACAGGAAGGGUCUUCCCCAGAGCAGAUGGCCGUAGGAGAGCGGCUGAGCGACAGGAACGGAGCCGUUCGACGCUCCACCGAGAAGCUGCCCGACGCCACCGUUUCGGCCGUGCCGUUCCGUCGGUCUGUGUUCUCACCCAUCUUCCUGUGGAGUCUGGUGACCAUGGGCAUGUCCCAGCUCAGGAUCAUCUUCUUCAUGGGCGCCAUGAACAAGAUGCUGGAGUACAUGGUCCUGCAGGGAGAAGCCCACCCAUCGGACGCACAGGUGAUUUUAGCCGCGGACAAUGUGAGUUUCUAUUCAUCCAUCUUCGGAACCCUGCAGCUGCUCUGCCUGCUGACCUGCCCUCUGAUUGGCUGCAUCAUGGACUGGAGGAUGAAAGAGUGCGUUGAGGAGAAGUGCCCCGCACUGAGCGAUGAGAAGAAACCUUCCCAGUCGGCCUCCCCCAGGAGAGACAGUAAGAUCCAGAAGGUGACCAACGCCAUGUGGGCCUUCCUCCUCACCAACCUGCUGCUGCUGGCCUUCGGCAUCUGCUGCCUCAUCGACAGCCUGCCGCUACAGGUCCUGACGUUCAUCCUCCACACCAUGGUGCGGGGCUUCAUCCACUCCUGCUGCGGGGGCCUCUACGCUGCUGUCUACCCGUCCAACCACUUCGGCACCCUGACCGGCCUGCAGUCCAUGAUCAGUGCCGUGGUGGCACUGCUUCAGCAGCCUCUGUUCAUCGCCAUGGUCGGCCCGCUCGCUGGAGACCCCUACUGGAUCAACAUGAGCCUGCUGAUCUCCUCCUUCGCGGGCUUCCUGCUGCCGGGCUACCUGUUCUACCACCGGCGCAGCCUGGAGAAGGAGCGCGCCGCCAGGGACAAGAGGCCCGCCAGCCAGGAGACGCAGGCACUCAGCCAACCGGAGGCCAACGGACACAAGAACCAUAGCAACGGCCACACCCCCGUGGAGGCCUAGGACCCUGGGGGGAAGGGGAGUGAGCGAGUGAAUGAUUGAGCGAGUGAAUGGUUGAGCGUGCAAGCCUGUGCGAGUGCGAGCGUGUGUGUGUGUGUGUGUGGGUGUGUGUGUGUGUGUGUGUGUGUGUGUGUGUGUGUGUGUGUGUGUGUGUGUGUGUGUGUGGUGUGUGUGUGUGUGUGUGUGUGUGUGUGUGUGUGUGUGAAUGAGUGCGUGAGUGAGUGAGUGUGGCACCCUCACCCAGUAGGGAUCCCCAGAGGGGGAGGGUUGGGGGCGGGGGUUAAACGUGCCUUGACAUGGGUCCCAAUGACGAACAGCCCCAGUACAAACGCUCCCCUGCUGCUCGCCUGCAGUGCGUCAGGAGAGAGGCGAGCCUGACUCGGCCAGGGGCGUGACACUGUGUCACCUUGUGGUCCCGGUCCGCUUUCCAUUAUUUUCCCGCAAUGCAAUUUCAGUACCGGAGACAAAAUAUGAUAUGUGCUUCCAUGCUCGGGUAUUCAAAUUCCUUUCCUGUUGGUCCAUUCGGUCAACUACAAACAGCUUGUGUGUGUGUGUGGGUGUAUACACAGCUCAAAUGUAGUUGUGUGUGAGUGUGUUACAGAGAAGAUGAUAAGAUAUUUGUUGUCGAAGCUAAAGAUUUCAAUGGACUGUAUUGACAUCUCCCCCUUCAGACAUUGAAUAGAAACCAGUCUAAUCAUUGUUCUGUAUGUUUUUAUUUUCUCGGUUAAGCUCAACGGGCCAUGGGGCAUUCUAAAGUCAAAAGCCAUAUGUUUUGCUGAUAAAGUGGAUGCAGAUUGUGUGUAAUGGUACUUGAAAGACAUUUCAUACGGUACACAAUUGCAAUCCUUGCCUAUACCAAAGAACAGCAACAACUCUUUGAGAUGUUGCAGAAGUGCUCUUACUGUAGUGAACGAUACAGACUCCUGGUGCUGCCGCUGACGUGUUUAACCACAGGACGCAGAACACAACCCUCUGCCUCUUUCUGUUACUGAGCAUCCAACAUAUAAUCCCUUCAUCCCUUCACCCUUUUUACUUCAGCAUUCCCUCUGCAUGUUCACAGGCAGAGGGACAUCUAAACGUAUCCACACACAUAUGCACACGAUAGGCUGGUGGUACACCAUAACUACCUCUCCUUCCGUCUUGCUGUUACCAGCUUCCAUAUCUGUCCAUUUCUGCCACCAAGGAAGGAAGGAAGGACCCUGUAAUCAACCUUCACAUUUGCUGUUUUUAUAUGUAGGAACGCAUUUUUUUUUGUGAAAGAAGCAGAUGACUGAAAUUGAAAUCUUGUCAUGGUUGUUGAACACUUGCUUACUGCUUUACACACACAGAUGAAAUAGUGUGUAUAAACGUAUUUGGGUGUGUUUUUAUACAUUUAGUGGCGGUAGUGAUGAAAAGGGAAGUGU